AUGGCGGGAGAAGGAUGUGCCGGAAUUCUGUACAACGACAAACUAUUUUCUUGUAAACUCCUAAAGUGUCAUCUAAAUCAAAGAUCUGUUAACAGGACACGUGUUGAAGUUGGAUGGGAAUUUUGGUCCAAAAAUACAAUUUGCCCCAUUGGCUGGGAACCUUUUGAAGGCCGAUGCUAUUUUCCGAGCAAGACUAAGAAAACCUGGAACGAUUCCAAGGAAGAAUGCGAACAAUAUGGAGCCCCUCUUGUUGAGAUAGCCACACCUGCAGAAAAUACAUGGCUCAUGGAAGCUUUUCUUCCUCCCUGGAGUGAUGUCGAUUGUUCUCCAUGGCAUACAUGCUGUAAAUGCUGGAUUGGGGCAACAGACAUGGAUAGCGAAGGGGUUUUUACUUGGAAUCGCCAUACAAACAUCACGUUUUCAACCUGGUACCCUUCCGAGCCAAGUAACAGUUGGGGUAAUGAGCAUUGUGUCUCGUUGUGUCGAAAUGGACUCUGGAAUGACAGUGGAUGUAAGGCCAAUAAUACUUUUAUUUGUGAAAAGGAGUAA
Saccostrea echinata is the source of this 549-nucleotide messenger RNA. RefSeq names its product perlucin-like. Gene Ontology annotation, molecular function: signaling receptor activity. The record is from RefSeq and is a predicted model, not a curated record. The transcript has 5 exons. Bases 1 to 549 code for a protein of 182 amino acids. NCBI's taxonomy places the organism in Eukaryota, Metazoa, Mollusca, Bivalvia, Ostreida, Ostreidae.